AUGGGAGACAGACCUGACGAAAGAUAUUUAAAACGAUGUUUCGAAGAGAUAAAUUCUGCUAUUAAUAAAACAAUUGAUGAAUCACAACCUAAACAAUCACAAUCUCAAUCUGAUGUAUUUCGCACAAAUUCAGUAUUGAGUACAGGUGCAUAUAUAUUUACAGUAAAUAAAUCCGAACAAGAAAAAUUGGAUAAGUUUAAAGAAGAUAUUCAAUAUUAUGUCGAUCAAUAUCGACCACGUUUGAGUGAUACGUGUAAAAGAUAUUUAUUUGAAUACUUACAUCAAUUUCAUUAUGAUGAAGAUGAACAAAAAUUUUCAAGUUCAUUUACAAUGGAUAGUCUUCAUUCAUUUGAAUGUUCUCUUCGAGGUGCAUUAGCAUCUAUUGAUGCUUUUAGAGCAGCAUGGGAUGGAAAUCUUCCAAUUGUUAAAGAAUUUAUUCAAAAUUAUCCAGCAUUUAAAGAUAAACCUGGUCUUUAUGGAACAACUCUUUUAUAUUCAGCAGCAAGAAAUAAUCAUAUGGCUGUUGUUCAAUAUCUUGUUCAAAAUGCACGUUGUGCUGUUAAUGCUCAAAAUUUACAAGAACUUGAAAAAGCUUUGUUUACAACAGAAAAAGGUGGACAUUACUCAGCUAUUCCAUCAGCUGCUUCAACAGCAUUGCAUGGUGCUUGUUUUUUUGGUAAUUUAGAUAUUGCUAUAUAUUUAAUUGAACAUGGAGCUGAUUAUUUUAUUCAAAAUCAAGUUCGAGAAACUCCAAUAAAAAAUGGAUUGGCAAAAGAAACUAUUCGACGUUUCUUCGAAGAUUUUCUUAUCUUAGGUUAUUCUCAAACAUCGAAUAUUCUACCUGAAGAACCGUUAAAUGAAAAACUACAGACAGGAAUAUUCGAUUGUGUUUGGGAAUAUAAAUCAUUAUCAAAUAAAGAAUGGAAUUCAUUUUUAGUCAAUGAAUCAAAUGAAUUAAAUCAAUCAGUUUUAAUAAAACCUGAUCAAGAAAUUAAACAAGAUAUUUAUUUAAAAGAAAAUUCUCUUGUUUCUAAUGUUUCACUUACUAAAUUUCUUCGAUCAACUAAAAAUAAAGAUGAAAAAAAUCAAUUAUCAUGGAUUCGUUGUCGUGGAUCAUCUUUAUGGAAUUUUAAUUGUAAUUGUUUAUGGCAAAUAAUGAUUAGUGAACAUCCAAAUCUACGAUCAAAUAAUGAACCAUCAUUAAAAGCAUUUGAUAUUCCAUUAACUAAUGAUAGUAGAUUUAAAUUACAACUUAAUUGUUGGUAUAAUUGUACGACACAAAUUAGUUCACACUUUGAUAAAGCAAUUAAUUAUAGAAGAAAAAGAAUUACUAUCGAUGUUGAUUUUAUUAAUGAUGAUAAAUUUCAAUUUAAUCUUCAUUUGUUUAUAUUUACAAAUCAACAAAAAACUAUAUCCGGUUACAUUCGUUGGAUACCAAUAUUUCCAUCGAAAAAUGGACAUCAUUCAAAUAAGAUAAGCAAUAUUGACAAUGUACAAAAAUUAUCUAAUUUUCAAGUUGAACCAUCAAAUAAAAGAAGACAUAAACAAAUAUUUCAAAGAAAUUAUGAAAAUUCAUUAUCCGAUGAUGAUGAUAAUUUUCAAUAUGAUGAAAAUGAGGAUGAUAUUCAACAGUCAACACAUUUAAAUGCCGAUGAAGAUGAUGAUGACGAUGAAGACAAUGAUCAAAAAGAGAAUGCAAAAAGUCGUGAAAGAGGGUGUUGGUCUUUGUAUGCUCUUGAAAAGGAUGAUGAUAAUGAUACAGAAUCAGUGAUCAGUGACGAUACAACAAGUUUAGAUCUGAACGAUUAUUUAAAUGAACGUCCUGAUCAAAUACAAAAAGCAUCCACAUUGGAUGAGUCAACUUCAUCUAUUCAUCGUCAAGAAUUAGAAGCAAUAAAAGCAGAAUUAGAAAAAAAGAAACACGAUAAUGAAAAUCUUCAAACUCAAUUUGUAGCUGCUCAAGAAGAAAUACAAAGACAAAAAGCACAUACAACUCAAAUGUCAGCUAAACAAAAAGAAGAAUUUGAUAAACUCAGUAAAAAAAUUGAAGAAUUAAAUAUUGAACGACAAAAAAUCGAGACAGAAAGAUCUAAUCAAUUAAAAAUGGAAAAAGCAAUUAAAUCUAUUGAUUAUAAAAAUAUUCAAAUAGAAAUUGUACAAGAUUUUCUUACACCGAAAUUUUAUCAUAUACUCAAUUAUUUAAAACAAAUUAAAACUCAAUUUAUGAAUUAUCAAAAAGAUAAAAUACCAAAAAUGCAAUUUGAACAAACAAUAAAUGGAUAUACUGUUUCUAUUCUCGGUUUUCAAGAACAUCAUGAUACAUUCAAAGGUAUUGUAACAUGUAUUAGAGAAUUAUUACGUUUAAAACAACGAGCUAUUGAUUUUCAUCAAAGAAAAUUAAAUCAACGAGCAAAUUCAAUUAAAAAAACUAUUUUCAAAGUUAAACAAAAAACUUCACUUUGGAAACAAUAUUCGAAAAUUUUUAUUCAAUUAUUAGAUGAAAAAUCAAAUGAAUUUAUAAAAAAAUUUUAUGAUUAUAUUCAACAAGUAUCAAAAUCUUUAAUUAAACAAUGUAUUUCAAAUGAUUUAAAUACAAUUCGAAAUGAAAUACGAAAACAAACAGAUCAAUUUAUGAAAAAUAAUUUUUUAAUUAAAGAAAUUGAAAUAUUUAAACAUCAAGCUUUUGAAGAGUUUAUUAAACAAAAUAUUAUUUUUCAAAGAACUUAUCAUGAGAAAAAACCAUCAAAAAAAUCAAUAUCAGUUUUAGAAAAACUUAUUGAUAAAAUUCGAAAUUCAUUGAAAACAAAUUCAUCUUUUAUUGGUCAUGAAUUAAAACAUUUUAAUUUAAUACCUGAUUUAUUACAACAAGUUAUUAUUUUUUAUUCUUGUUUUAAUCUUCAAUUACCUUUAUUCGAAUUAGCUGAUGAAUUAUUAAACAAAAUUGAAAAGAAUACUGUUACCACUAUUGCAACAUCAACUGGAUCAGGUAAAUCUUCAUUAUUACCAGCUUUACUUGCUGCUGAAGGAUACGAUAAAAUAAUCGUAACUCAACCUCGACGUUUACCAUGUACAUUAAUAUGUAAGCGUGUCAAUGCAACAAUGACAUCAGUAGUAGAUCAAUAUUCACCUAAACUUGCUGGUUGGGCUGUUAGUGGUGCUGAAAAUAAUCAAAAUGCAACAAUUCUUUAUUUAACUGAUGGUUUAUUAAAAGAACGUUUACUUUAUGAUGAAAAUUUUAUAACACAAGAUACUCAAUUAAAUAAGUCGAUUGUUUUUUUUGUGGACGAAGUUCAUGAAAGAUCUGUUAAUAUUGAUCAUUGUUUAGCUUUAUUAGCCCGUAUAUUAAAAUUAAAACCAGAUUUACAAUCAAAAAUGAAAUUAAUUAUAUCAUCAGCUACAUUAGAUGCAUCUGUACCAAAACUUUUUCGUCAAAUAACAAAUCUUAAAUGUUCUGAAUUUGAAAUGACACAAAUGGGAACACUUUAUCCAAUAACAAAAUGUUCUUGUCCAAAUGCAAAUAUUUUAAAUAUUGUACAAGAAUUAUAUCAAGAACGUCGACGACAUGAUCAAAUUCUUUGUUUUGUUAGUUCAGUAAAAGAAGUUAAUGAAUAUUGUACAUUAAUAAAAAAGAUAACAAAUGGAGCUAUAACUGCUUAUCCACUUAUUCAAUCUCAACAAGCUUCUGUUCAACAAGAUUAUAUUGAUAAUGGAAGUGUUUUCUUUUCGACAACAGUUGCUGAAACUUCAUUAACAUUUCCUCAAUUGAAAUAUGUCAUUGAUACUGGGAUGAUUACUAUACCUGUUUAUGAUCCAAAAUCAAAAAGAACACUAUUAAAAGUAGAUCGAGCUGCUGAGUCAACAAUAAAACAACGUUUAGGACGAUUGGGACGAACACAACCUGGAAUUUAUUAUUCUUUAUAUGAUUUUAAAGUUGAAGAUAAAAAAUAUCCAACACCACAAAUAUGUCAAUUCAAUUUAAUGGAUAUAGAAUUUUCAUUAAGAAAAUCACCAAUUAAACAAGGUUUAAAUUAUAUGAAAGAAUUUUUACCUGAUAAACCAUCACAACAUAUUAUUGAUCAUACUAUUGAAGAACUUAGAAAAUUAGACAUUUUGAAGAAAGAUACUAGUGAAGCGCUAACAAAUCAUGGUGUAGCUCUUGGAAAAUUACCCGAUUUCGGUUCAUUGGCAAUGUCAAAAUGUGUUUUAGCUGCACUAAAAGAUUAUAAUUGUGGAGCUGAUCUUAUUGCUCUGUCAUCAAUUUUAAGUGUUUUAAAUACAACAACUUUAUUAAAAUCAAUUCCACAAAAUUUUAAAAGUUCAAAUGGAGAUUUUAUGACAUUAUUAAAUGUAAUGGAUGAAAUUUUAGUUGUUAAACAAUCAGUUCCAAGUAAAGAAUUUAGUUUAGAUCGUAUUUGUCGAGCAAAAGGUUUAAAUAAUAUAAAACAUAUUCUUCGACAAGUAUUAAGACGUUAUAAUAGUUUAGAAAAAUCAUUAGAUUUAUCAAUUGAUUAUCGUGGUAAAGCAAAAAUAAAAUCAAAUGAUUGGGAAUUAAUUGCUAAAUCAUUAUUAUCUGGCUAUUAUGAUAAUAUAUUUGUAUCAGCCAAAGAAUUAUAUGAACAAACUCAUCUUUAUAUUCAAUAUAACGGUUCAACUGAAGAUAAUUUUGCUGAAUUAGACUCACAAUCUGUUUUAGCGAGAUCAACAUAUAAAAUUCCGCCAGCUUUGGUUUUAUCACGAGAUAUUCGUUAUUCAACAUCAAUUCGCUCCAAAGCAAUUCUUUCAUUUGUCGGAACAAUUGAACCUGAAUGGAUUGAACAUCCAAUAAAACGUCAAUUAAAAAUCAAUAGUAAAGAAGAAACACGUCUUAAUAGUAAUAAUAUAUUCACUAAUGCUUUAUCGAAAUUUUCUAAUCGAAUUACUAUGUUAUUAACUAAAACCGAUGUUAGUCUAUUGGGACGAGCAGGAACUGUUUUUAGUUCUGAAUCCCAUCUUUUACAACAAAUGGUUGAACAAUUUCAAUUUAAUUUAGAAAAUAAAAAUACUCCAAAUACAGCACAACAUACAAAUUUAUCUCGAAAUUUAGAAAGUGUUAUGAAAAUGCCUCAAAUAUUUAAUCCAAUGAAAUGGCGUUGGAAAAAUAAAAAACAAGUUAUUAUUACAGUUAAUUGUAAUAUAGCAACAAAUAUUUGUGAAGUUACAGUCAAUGGAAGAAAUUCAGAAUAUAAUAAUGUUAAAAGAGAAUUUGAUUCAUUUUUGUCUUGGUUACAAAAUUGUGCCGUUAUUCGACAUCCUAAUUCAGGUGUUUCACCACGUGUUUUUCGUCCUCAAGUUCGUUCAAAAUAUCUUGAUAUUGAAGAACGAAUAUCUCAUAUAACUGAUUGUAAACGAACAACAAUUGAUUUAUAUAAUGGUGCCAAAGGUGUCAAUGCAACACGUGAAACACGAAUGGAAGUUGUUGCUUGGAUAGCUGUAUGUAAAUUUUCUUGUCGACUUGAAGGAGGUUUUGUACGUGAUUGGGUUGUUGGUCAAUACACAUCACGACCAGCUAAUCCUACAGCAAGUCCGAAAGAUUGGAUAUCCUAUAGGAAUUCAAUUCCAAAUAUUAAUCCAGAAGUCGUUCCUGCUGAUUUAGAUUGUCAUUUACCCACACAUGCUUAUUUUGAUGUUGAAAAAUUUUGUGAUGAAUUAUAUAAAUAUGAUAUAAUAUGUAAAGUCUUUCGACAAGAUUGGAGAUAUGUUUUAUUAAUUGAUGAAAAUGCUAAAACAGGUCCAUUUACAAUGGAUUUAAUUGAACCUCACGUUGCAUUAACACAGGAUCGUAUUGAUUUUGAUGUUAAUAAUUUAUUAUUAGAAAAAGAUUAUACACGUGAAUUAGGAAUGCGUGUUGAUAUUCAACAAACACCUUACUUAAUUGAACUUGAAACAAUUGUCGAAAAUAGUAAAAAUAAACGUUUUCAAGUACUUCGUCCAAUUGAUGCUCAUCUUACUAAACGUAUUGAUAAAAUGGUCAAUAUUCGUAAAUGGACACAAAUUGGACAACCAUUUUUAGUUGUACCAAAUCCAAAUCCAAAAUAUUCUGCAGUUCUUGUUCCAUUACUUCCAUCAACAACUUUAUAUAAAGAUCUUGAACAAAAAAUGAAAACAAUUGGAACAUCAGUUAAAAUUAUUUCAAUUGAACAAGUUAAAAAUCCUUUAUUAGAAGAUACAUAUGAAUCGAUGAAAAAAAUCAUUGCUAGACAAUGCCCAGGCUUCAAUCCGAAUGAGCGUGAAUUAUUUCAUGGAACUAAACAAUCUGGAGUUGAUGGAAUUAGAGAUGAUGGCUUUGACGAUCGACACUUUGGUUUAGAGGGAAAUUGGGGUAAUUAA
Molecule: messenger RNA, 6366 nt
Organism: Rotaria sp. Silwood1
Lineage: Eukaryota; Metazoa; Rotifera; Eurotatoria; Philodinida; Philodinidae
Source: the annotation of a GenBank genome assembly